This is a messenger RNA of Sphaerodactylus townsendi, 3441 nucleotides long. It is a transcript of the gene ITIH2, whose product is annotated as inter-alpha-trypsin inhibitor heavy chain 2. Gene Ontology annotation, biological process: hyaluronan metabolic process. Gene Ontology annotation, molecular function: serine-type endopeptidase inhibitor activity. NCBI's taxonomy places the organism in Eukaryota, Metazoa, Chordata, Lepidosauria, Squamata, Sphaerodactylidae. Bases 81 to 3134 code for a protein of 1017 amino acids. The record is from RefSeq and is a predicted model, not a curated record. The transcript is spliced from 23 exons.
UUGAACUUGGUUUGGUGGAACAGAGGGAGAGGGACCCACCGUCUUGUCUACCUGCUUCCUCUUCUCAAGAAAGGGAGAAAAUGGGACGUCUCACUGGCUUGUUUUUGGUGCUGGUCUUGGCUUGGGAAACACGGGGCUUGGACUUCAUCAUUGAGGACAUCCCAGAGGAUCUGGAUGAAUGGCUGGACUUUGAGAUGGACGGAUUCGUUUCACAGUCUGCACAAAGAAAUGGCAGAUACCAGAGGAGCAUUACUACUGCUGAUGAUUCGGGAGAAGUAGUACGAGGCGAUGAUGACAUCAUCCUUCACAGCUACAAGGUCCAAUCAGUCAUUACGUCUCGACUGGCCAACACAAUGGUCCAGAGCAAAGUGGCAAAUGCCGCCAAGUAUCCACAGAACCUGGUCUUUGACGUCCAGAUCCCAAAAGGGGCCUUCAUUCACAACUUCACCAUGAAUGUCAAUGGCAUCACGUUCACUAGCUCGAUCAAAGAAAAAUCUGAAGCCAGAAGCCAAUAUGCCCAAGCCAGAGCCAAGGGCAAAACAGCUGGAAUACUGAGGAGCAAUGCCCUCGAUAUGGAGAACUUCAAAGCUGAACUCAAUGUACCUGGAGGAACCAAAGUCCAGUUUGAAAUCCAUUACCAAGAGACAAUCCGAAGGAAAUUGUCAUCUUAUGAGCACAUUAUCCCCGUCCAGCCUGGUCGGUUGGCUAAACAUCUAGAGGUGGACAUUCGCAUCGUCGAGCCCCAGGGAAUUAAUUUUGUCCAUGUUCCCAACUCCCUUGGAGACGAAUUUUCAGAUGUUACAACUGUCACCAAAGGAGAAAAAAAGGCCCACGUUUCCUUCAAACCACCCGUGGCCCUUCAACGGAAGUGCCCCACAUGCUCUUCAACAACGAUUGACGGCAAUUUUGUGGUGACGUACGAUGUAGUCAGAGAUACCAAAGCCGGAGAGUUGGAGAUUUUCAACGGUUAUUUCAUCCACUACUUUGCUCCUGAGAAUCUGAAGCCCUUGCCCAAAAAUAUCCUCUUUGUGAUUGAUGUCAGCGGCUCAAUGUGGGGAAUGAAAAUGAAGCAAACUGUCGAAGCGAUGAAGACCAUCCUGGGGGACCUCCGCUCCGAUGACCAGUUUUCAAUCCUGGACUUCAACCACAACGUGCGAGCGUGGAGAGACGGUUUAGUCCACGCGACCAAAUCAGAGACCGAAGCUGCCAAGAAGUAUGUGGAGGGAAUCCAUCCCAAUGGAGGGACAAAUAUUAACGAUGCCCUCCUUCGAGCCAUCUUUAUUUUGAACGAAGCCAACAAAGUAGGAAUGUUGGAUCCAAACUCGGUUUCCAUGAUUGUCCUGGUUUCGGAUGGAGAUCCCACUGUGGGAGAACUUAAGCUGCCCACCAUUCAAAAGAAUGUGAAGAAAACUAUUCAGGAGGACACCUCAUUGUUUGGUCUUGGAAUUGGUUUCGAUGUAGACUAUGAUUUCCUGAAGAGGUUGUCCGUUGAGAACAACGGAAUGGCACAAAGGCUUCUUGGAGACAAGGAAACCUCCUCUCAAAUGAAGAAAUUCUACCACCAAAUCUCCACCCCACUUCUGAAAAAAAUAGAGUUCAACUACCCCCAGGGCAUGGUGUCGGAUGUCACUCACAACAGUUUCCAGCACUACUUUGGAGGAUCCGAGAUUGUGGUUUCGGGAAAAGUCGACACGGCAAGCACGCAACACUUGCAGAGCAUCAUUACAGCCACUGCAUCCAAUGCAGAGUUAGUCUUGGAGACCUUGGCAGAUUCUGAGGGUCUGGAUGAAUUCCUGAGCAAAGAUAAGCACGCUGAUCCCAAAUUCACCGAAAAGUUGUGGGCCUACAUUACCAUCAACCAGCUUAUGGCCGAGAGGAACCUGGCCUCGACGGCUGCCCUGAAAAGAAACAUCACUAAGAGGAUCUUACAGAUGUCCGUUGACCAUCACAUCGUGACCCCGUACACAGCGAUGUUGAUCGAGAACCCGAAUGGAGAUGAACUGAUGCUGGCCGACUCGCCCCGAGACAACAAGCGGGCGUGCUGUCCAGGUGCUUUAGCCGUCGGCCACCCGAAGCCCGAAAACUCCAUCCCACUUUGGGCCAAGUCCACGUCAAUGCCGAAGGAACCCUUCAGUCUCCUUAAGGGACCAACUGCAGCAGCCAUACAUGCUGGAUCCUUAAUUAUUGGUCAAGCAGUGACUGACAAUUCCAUCCCAUCUUGGGUGAGGCCUACCCCGAAGCCAGGGGGUCCAUUAGCUGUGGUCAUGGGUCCAACUCUUUCUACCAUACGUGCAGGAUCUUUACUUUUAGGGCAACCCCUGCCUGGUAAUUCCACUACAUCUGUUGGCCAACAGACAAAGAAAUCAUCUGGCAGCGGAAUACAUGCAGUGGACAACGAUCCCCAUUUUAUCGUCAACCUGCCCAGACAGCAGAAGAACAUCUGUUUCAAUAUAGAUUCCAAACCUGGAGCGAUCCUGAACUUGGUUUCAGAUGCUGAGUCAGGGAUUGCGGUUAACGGGCAGCUGGUCGGCGCCAAACAGGCCGUGAACGAGAAGCUGCAGACCUACUUUGGCAAGAUCGGGUUUGAUUUCAGAAAGAAAGGCGUGAAAGUGGAAGUGAGCACCGAGGCCAUCACGCUUAUGGACGGCUCUUCCAACACUUCCCUUUCCUGGUCUGACACAGGGAGGAUCAUUCGGAGAAGACUACUCAUAAUUGUGAACAGGAACAGCAACGUCACCAUUGUUGUGAACGGGAACACGACUUUCAUGGUUUUGCUUCACCGAGUGUGGAAGAAACAUCCAGUCAACGUUGACUUCCUGGGCAUCUACAUCCCACCGGAAAACCACUUCUCCCCCAGCGUCCACGGGCUUAUAGGUCAGUUCAUAGUUGAACCUGCUGUGAAUAUCUACAACGAACGGCCAGGACAGGAUCCGGAGAAACCCGAAGCUACCAUGGAAGUGAAGGGCCACAAACUUACGGUCACAUGGGGAUUCCAAAAGGACUACCGCGUGGACCGAAAGGCAGGCAUACGUGUCCAGUGCUGGUUCGUGCACAACAGCGGGAAAGGUUUCCUCGAUGGCCUAUACCAAGAUUAUCUCGUCCCUACUUUAUACAGCGUUCUGCAGUGGCCCUAAAGGAGGGUUAGGGGACAGGCACCCAAAGCAACCCAGCCCCCCUCCUUCCGGUCCAGACAGCUUUGCAUUAAUUCACUAUUUGACCAGGAAGAAAAGCUUUUCCAAUAGAGAAGGCAGGUGGCCCAGAUUCUGCCCACAGACCUUGUAUUUGUCCUUUGCUACAUAACAAAGCUACCUUUCCUCUCCAAGUCAGCAUGAUGUAGUGGUUAAGAGUGCUGGUCUCUAAUCUGGAGAGACUAGGUUUGAUUCCCCACUCCUUAACAUGAGUGGCAGACUCUUAUCUGGUGAACUGGAUUUGUUUUCCCGC